Molecule: messenger RNA, 2480 nt
Organism: Corylus avellana
Lineage: Eukaryota; Viridiplantae; Streptophyta; Magnoliopsida; Fagales; Betulaceae
Product: fructose-1,6-bisphosphatase, cytosolic
Biological process (GO): fructose 1,6-bisphosphate metabolic process; sucrose biosynthetic process; fructose metabolic process
Cellular component (GO): cytosol; cytoplasm
Molecular function (GO): fructose 1,6-bisphosphate 1-phosphatase activity
Source: RefSeq, a predicted model, not a curated record
AUAGGCCCAAAAUGCCUAAUUUUUUAAAGACUCAGUUACCGGUCCAAAUAACGUAACCGGUAGUUAUUACAUAAUGGGUUCUGGUUUUCUAAAUUGAUUAACUGACUACCAUGGUUCCGGUUAGCGGUUUUAGCCAAUAACCACUAACCGGAACCAGGUUAACACCCCUAGUUUAUAUAAGACUUCUUAGAUAAUUGUAGAGGUAUCAAAAGAAUAGUUAAGUGUUUCUUUGUAAACUAGGACUCCGAGCAUCUCCAAUAGCUCAAUCUUUCAAUACACCAAUGUUAUCAUUUCCAUAAUCCAUUUGUAUCAUUCAACCAUCAAUCCAACCCAUUUCAUUUCAAUCUGUUUUCAUUACAAUUCCUUUGUUUUCAGUAAUGUUACACAUAAAUCCACCAAGAAGACCCAUGGGCCAAGGAUCCGGCAUCUCUUGGAAACCUAAUACGCUCAUAUGGGCUUCAUGGGUACGGUCCAAUAUGAAGUCCAUAGAUACGGCGUCAUCUACUGAACGCCCGGGCUACCUGCCCAAAUCCGAGAGUACAUUGGACCGAAUCUUCUAUACUUAAUGACCAUAUACAUUCGUUACAUGGACAACUCACGAGUGUUGAGAUCCUCAGAAUAGUUACACUUUCCCUUUAAAGGACUCUCAACGGUUACGCGCUAUCCUCGAAAUCCUAUUAAUGGUCACAGCGGUUUCAUAUCAACCAUAAUGGAUAGGAGGCAUGAAUAUUACCUCCUUCAGCCGUUACGCUCGGAUCCCAGAUUCUUUGCCCGGUCAUCAUAGCUGCACCAAUAUGAUCAGCUAUAAAAGACCUCAUCUCCGAAGAGACAAGUACGCACUCUGAAUGUCAUACUAAGCUUUAUACUAAGUUCAAGCAAACACUGAUUUAAGCAUCGGAGGAGGAAUCGCCGGCCACUUGCUGGAGCAUCCUCUUGAUGUGUGUUCUUGUUUACAGGAUCAAAGGAAAGCAACCAAGAAAGAGUCCACCAUUUACCCUUGGGUCCACCAUAUCGGAAACUGUUCCAACAGGUCACAAGUGGGUGGUGGUGCUUCAGGUGGGGUUGAUGAUGGGUUCUGUACUUUUCUACAGUAUGUGGGUAAGGGAGGAAUCGAUGUGGGAGAUGAUCUGGUGGUCUUGCUUGAUCAUAUACAGUAUGCUUGCAAGAGAAUUGCAGCUCUGGUGGCGUCUCCUCUCAGUUCCAGUCUUGGGAAACAGACCAGUCUUGCCGGCAGCAGUGGCUCUGGCAGGGAUGCUCCGAAACCGCUCGAUCUUGUCUCGUUCUGGAAAAGUUGCAGUAAUGGCUUCAGAAGAGGAUGAUGCUCCCAUCUGGUUAACUGAUGAUGGUUCAUUUGUGGUGGUAACGGAUCCCCUCGAUGGUUCUCGAAAUAUUGAUGCAUCCAUUCCAACCGGAACAAUUUUCGGAAUUUAUAACCGCCUUGUGGAACUGGAUCAUCUCCCCAAGGAGGAGAAGGCUUCACUGAAUUCACUCCAAACUGGAGCGAGGCUUGUAGCUGCUGGGUAUGUUCUGUAUUCAUCAGCUACAAUACUCUGCAUCAGCUUUGGUUCGGGAACACAUGCAUUUACUUUGGAUCAUUCAACAGGAGAUUUCAUUCUCACACAUCCAAGCAUUAAAAUUCCUCCUCGAGGACAAAUCUAUUCAGUAAAUGAUGCACGAUAUUUUGACUGGCCCGAAGGGUUAAAGAGGUAUAUUGACACUGUGAGACAAGGAAAAGGCAGAUACCCCAAGAAGUACUCGGCCCGUUAUAUAUGUUCUCUUGUAGCUGAUCUCCAUCGAACUCUAAUGUAUGGAGGGGUGGCAAUGAAUCCCAGGGACCAUCUUCGUUUAGUUUAUGAGGCAAACCCUCUUAGUUUUCUUGUGGAGCAAGCUGGGGGCAGAGGUUCUGAUGGUAAAAGAAGGAUUCUUUCAAUUCAACCAGCUAAGCUGCAUCAAAGACUUCCUCUGUUUCUUGGAAGUUUGGAAGACAUGGAAGAGUUGGAGAGUUAUGGUGAUGUUCAACAGAAAGUAAAUCCUGGUUAUGAAGUUUGACACUAUAAUAAUCUCCAAAUUCCAUUGGUUAUGGUAUAAAUCAACUUGGGCUUUCUUUAGUUUACAAGUAAUGCUAGAAAUUACAUUUUUAUUUCAUAAUUAUCCCACAAUGGUAACGUAGCAGUCCCAACCAAUUUUUGACUCAUUCCUUGUUAGUAAAAUAAAAAUAAAAAAAUUAAAAUUGUUGGGAUUGCCAUGUCAGCUUUAUGAGAUAAUUGUGAGAUAAAAUGUGGUAUAUAACAUUUUUUCUAUUAUGUUUAUAUCUGACCAACCGAACUAUCAAGAGUUGUAAAAUCCCUAUAUUUCUAGAAGAUGUCUCCUCUCCAUUUUCUUGCCCAUUUCAGCAUGUAAAGAUUCUGUAUUCUUUUCAUCAGUGUGAUUUGUUCUGUGUUAAAAGUAUUCUAAUUGGACAUGUAUUUGCAAGCUUUGUC